AUGUUUAAAGGCGAUAGUUCUAAUUCUUUAAGCUACGAACAACAAGCAAAGUUUAUCCUAGAUCGUAUUAUUAAUGUGGAAAAAAACUUUGGCGAAUUAUGCGCAGGAUUCAGUGAUUAUACACGCAAAACAGCAAGAUUACGCGAUAUGGGCGACGAGCUUGCAAAAUUAUUUAAAGAUUAUGCUAAUAACGAGCUUAUAAACAAAUCAUUAAGUGCCGGUCUCGGCAACUUAUCUUUAACCCUAACAGCUAUAGAAGAAUAUAGAAACUGUGCAGUACAGCGUUUAGAAGCUAAGGUAAUAGGAGAGCUCUGCCAAUAUGAAAAUAUCUGCAAGCACGCCAAGGAGGAGCUAAAACACACUAUGAAUGUUAGAGAGAAGGAAAUGGCAAGAAAAAAGGUUCUAGAUAGAGCACGGGAGCGGCAACCAUUUAACCGACAACAAGUGACCUAUGCAGAAUCGGAACUUAUAAAGGCAUCUGCCGAGAUGUCUCGCACUGCUAAAGGACUCAGUGAACUCACAGAGUUCUUCGAGCGACGUAAAUUACAGCAACUAAAGGGGUUAUUGUCGGACUUUAUAAUGGUGGAAAUGACUUUUCAUGCAAAGGCUGUUGAAUUGCUGACUGUAGCUUUUAAGCAAAUAAGUGACAUCAACGAUACAGCUGAUUUGGAGGACUUUAAGCGCAAACUACAUUCUCCUGAAACACGAGUCAAUGUUGGAAUAUCAGCGCGAUCUUCCUCGUUAGCGUCCUUGAUGUACCCUCAACAUUCACCCAAAAAGGAUGAAGAUUCCGUUAGUUCGCGGUCUCCUGAUAAAAACAUGAGGGCAAGAUCUGGUUCAAUAGCGGCACUUCUGAACCAUGCAUCUUCUAAAGAUGAUGAUACGAACUCGGAAACAGAUGAAUCAGAAGAAAAUACCUACACAGAGGAAAGCGAGUCGAAAUAA
Molecule: messenger RNA, 945 nt
Organism: Leptosia nina
Lineage: Eukaryota; Metazoa; Arthropoda; Insecta; Lepidoptera; Pieridae
Source: the annotation of a GenBank genome assembly